AUGGCGUCCACCGGCUUUGCGGUGGACGACGGAUCUCGCAUCAUGCAGCAGUCGGUACACAUUCACACAUCGACCGACAGCGCAUCUGCUGCUGUAGCGCUCAGUGCAGUUCACUCCGACAUCACGUCGUUCUACAGCAUUGACAAGACGGCGGAGCACAUUCAAAAUCAUGGAUUCCGCCGUAUUGCGUUGCAAUUUCCCGAUUCGAUGCUUCCCGACUCGAUCCAAGUCCAGAAACAUCUCUGCACUGCUCUCGCUUCCCGUGGGUAUCCCAUCGAACGCAUUUUUGUCCUGGGUGACACUUCGUACGGGAGUUGCUGUGUCGACGAAGUGGCUGGGCACCAUUUGCUUGCUGAUUGCGUGGUCCAUUACGGCCGAGCAUGCUUGAGUCCAACGUCAUCCCUUCCAGUAAUUUACGUGUUUGGAAACGUUCCGAGCGAUGCGGCCGAGAUUGCCGCUGGGUUCACCACCGUCUUGGCCUCCGUCGAUGCUUCAGCGACCCACGUCCUGUUGUACGAACCAUGCUACGAGCAUCAGGCGGCCGCCGUUGCCGCAGCGUUGAGAUCGUCGUAUCCCCAUCUCGAUGUACUCUGCAGCACGAUGAGGACCAUUUACCACCCAGAUACGCUGGCUGCGGAGGGCGAGCCUUUCACAUUUAUUGGAGGGCUGACGAUUCCUCUGUCGCCGUCUCGGACGUUUAGCCCGUCCACGGUUCUGCUGUACGUGGGCACGGAGUCCCCGCACUUGACCAACAUCCUCCUGCGUGCUGGAGACACUGUGUGCGUAUCGUACGACCCACAGACCAAGGUAGCGCGGCGAGAAGGCACGACCAUAAACCGCACCCUGAAUCGUCGUUAUUUCCUCGUGCAAAAAGCCAAGGAAGCUCAAAUCAUCGGCAUCCUCAUGGGAACGUUGGGUGUUGCCAACUGUCUCAACGUUGUUCAGAAGCUGCAGACCCUCAUUGCCAAGAGCGGCCGCAAAUCGUACACGUUUGUAGUGGGCAAAAUCAACGUGCCCAAGCUGUCCAAUUUUGCCGAAAUCGAUGUGUUCUGCCUCGUAGCAUGUGCCGAGAACUCGUUGUUGGACAACGCGGAGUUUUUCAAGCCGAUUGUGACACCGUACGAGCUCCAUUUGGCCCUCACCCAUGGCGACAGCGAGUGGUCGGGACAAUACAAAGCCGAUUUUCAGGAAGUAUUGCCGUCGCUCGUCGCAGCAGCCGACGAUAUGGAGGAUGAAGGUUCGCCCGAUGAGCCAUAUUUCUCCCUGGUGACGGGCAAGUACCAUCAAAACCAGCGACAUGGGACCGCUGCAGACUGCGGCGAAGGCGACGACAUGGAAGGAACGUCCAGUACGGCGUUGGUGUCGAAGGCUGGCACCCAACAACUCACAACGUACCGCAGCGAAGCUGGCGAGUUCUUGGCAACACGGGAAUACCGUGGCCUCGAACCGCCGUCGUUCAUCGCACUGGCAUUUCAAAACUUCUCCCUGCCGCCGGGAGAUUUCAUACUGCUUCGACAGCUUGCGCUGGGGACUUUGUCACCUUUGCAGCUUCCUCCAGUUCGCUUGGAUAGCAUGUCGUAUCGCGGGUCGUUCGUGGCCCCGCCACUGUCCACGACAUCUGUCUCGAUCGAGCUGUACACCAACAGCAGCAGCGACGCUGCGACGCCACCGACAGGUCGCAAUGUGGUCAAACCUUGUCGCGGUGAGUUUGAAAUCAUCGGGUACAACACGCAUUUGGAAGGCGGGAAUGGCAAAGAAAGCGUGUGCGGCACGGACGAAUCCAUCGAAGUCGCGUGCUUCAACGACAUCAACCCGAUCCACCGGUUCAUGUACCUCCGGAGCGGGGCCAUUGCUCGUCUCAUCAUUCAGCGCGGCCAAUCGCUCUUUGGUUGUACGGGGUGGUUGAUCGGGACGCAGGGCCACCUGGUCACAAACAACCAUUGCAUCCAAGACGCCGCCGAUGCUGCCAACACCCGCAUCGAAUUCCUCGCGCAAGCCACGUUGUGUCCCGACAUUACGACCAGCAGCGGCAUGUGCGACCGGCAAAUGGCAUGUCCGGGCGAAAUCUAUUCGAACGCGACGAAAGAGUUUGUGACAACCAGUGUCGAUCUCGACUACACGCUCAUCCGCCUCGACCCGAGUGUCGUGGGACGGUAUGGCAUGCUGAAACUGCGGGCAUUCGCGAGCGUUGUCGGUGAGCCCGUCUACUCGGUCACGCACCCCUUGGCAUGGGGCAAGCGGAUGCAAUACAAGAAGAACGGUUCGCUUGCUGCCGUCGUCGCGAUGGGCAAGACAGAGCUCCAGUACAUGCUGGACACGCGAAAGAUGUCGUCGGGGUCUCCCAUCUUGUCCCUGCAGGACCACUCGGUCGUGGCGCUCCACCACGCUGGGUUAGAGAAUUGCCCCAAUUUUGGUGUGCGCAGCGACAUCAUCGUCAAAGACCUGCGCGCCAAGAAGCUCCUUCCCGACAACUCGACAAUUGAUGGAUAA
Messenger RNA from Aphanomyces invadans, 2490 nucleotides. Its product is annotated as diphthamide biosynthesis protein 2. The transcript has 6 exons. The coding region runs from base 1 to 2490 and encodes 829 amino acids. Lineage: Eukaryota; Oomycota; Saprolegniomycetes; Saprolegniales; Verrucalvaceae. Gene Ontology annotation, molecular function: 2-(3-amino-3-carboxypropyl)histidine synthase activity. Gene Ontology annotation, biological process: protein histidyl modification to diphthamide. The record is from RefSeq and is a predicted model, not a curated record.